Messenger RNA from Nicotiana tabacum (common tobacco), 834 nucleotides. RefSeq lists its product as uncharacterized. The record is from RefSeq and is a predicted model, not a curated record. Lineage: Eukaryota; Viridiplantae; Streptophyta; Magnoliopsida; Solanales; Solanaceae.
AUGUUGCUGCCGUCCAUUCCGAAUGAAUGGGAGGCUGAAGCAUUCACCAAAAGAUUAAAUCCGAGGAGUUCCGUUGCUUCUCGAAAAUUGAAAAAAAGUUUUCUUGAAUUCCAAGAGACAACUUGGGCAGAUCUUUACAAUCGGUACGAGUCAAAAAUAAGGAUUGAGGAUGAGCAGCUCGAUUUUCCGACGUCGGUGGUGACACUACUGAAUAAUGGCCAUCUCAGGGAAUUCUUAAGUGACCAUGCUAAGGACAAUUAUUGUCGCAAUCGUGAUAACACGAAGAGCUCAAAAGCAGGAGAAGUUCCCCCGCGCCUAACGACCAACAUGAUUUUUUGGGGGAAUGAGAUUAACAGGGUUACCUUCUCAAUAGAAAAAAAGAUGAAGGUAUCAAUAACCUACCGCAAGAGACUCCGAGAAGUCGCUGAAGAUGACAUCACUUUAACGGAGGAAGACGUAGAUGGAUUGUUGCUUCCAUACAAUGAUGCAUUGGUAAUUUCUUUAAAUGUAUUAGACUUUAAAAUCAAACGUGUUUUGGUAGAUCUAGGGAGUUCAGCCAAUAUUAUACAAUGGACGGUAAUGGAGCAAGCCAAACUUACCAGAAGCAUUAUUCUGGCCACAAAGCUCCUUGUCGAGUUCAACCUAGCAAGCGUGACAAUCGGAGGAGAGAUUCUGCAGCCCACGAAUGCCGAAGGGGUGAUGAGGACAACCCUUUUUGAGGUGUUGGAUGGUGAUAUGGGCUACAAUAUUAUCCUGGGAAGACCAUGGUUGCAUGUGAUGAAAGCUGUGCCAUCGACAUAUCACCAGUUGCUUAAAUUCCCAACUCCCGAGUAA